AUGUACACUACUCUCCCACGUCCAGAUUUUGAUUUGUUUACUAUUCAGUUAUGGCAGGUUUGGAGUGGUAGAAAUAAGCUGCUUGUUGACCAAAUCAGAGAACCUGCAAAGGUAAUUAUCCAGCGCAGUUUGAGCAUCCAUGAUAGCCUCCAAAAUCUCAAUCCCCAGUCCGCUCCGCAGCCAGUUAGCUUAGUUUCAGCUUGGAAAAAACCGUGGUUAAACAGCUACAAGAUUAACACCGAUGCAGCUUUUGGGAAAGAUCUUUCUCCGGUCGGUUUAGGGGUGGUCAUCAGAAACUCUGAAGGGUAG
Molecule: messenger RNA, 309 nt
Organism: Mercurialis annua (annual mercury)
Lineage: Eukaryota; Viridiplantae; Streptophyta; Magnoliopsida; Malpighiales; Euphorbiaceae
Exons: 1
Coding region: 1-309 (102 amino acids)
Source: RefSeq, a predicted model, not a curated record